Molecule: messenger RNA, 2137 nt
Organism: Hydra vulgaris (swiftwater hydra)
Lineage: Eukaryota; Metazoa; Cnidaria; Hydrozoa; Anthoathecata; Hydridae
Source: RefSeq, a predicted model, not a curated record
UUUUUUUUUACAUUUUUUAAAUAUCUUGUAAGAAAUCAAAAUGCGGAUAUGCGGCCUUGUAAUGGCUCUCUGCAUAUUCAAAUGUCAUUCACUUCCUAUAUUAGAUAUAGAACUUGCAAGAUUUUUUUCAUUAAAUAAAGAUUUUUUUAUUGUUCGAUAUAUGGAUAUACCAACAAAUUUUGAAACAACAUUUUUGGAUUGCUCAGUACCUGGAGCUGAAACUUACGAUUGGGAAAUCGUCGCAAAGUCUGGUAGUCCUUACGCAGGUAGUGUGCAAGUUGGAAGGCCACAAAAUCAGGAUGUUUUCAAACCUUGGAUGAUAGGUCUUACUGAUUACGAAUACUCAUGGGAUUCUUUGUUAGUUAAAUGUAAAGCGAUGAUUAAUAAUCGCGCAAUAGUUACUCUAACCUGGAUAGUUAUGAAAUUAAAAUCUAGUACUGAAGCUCCUUAUCAUCCGACGUUAUGUUCUUUUAAAAAAGCGAAUUGUUUUUCAAAAAUGUACAACUGUAUGAACGAAAAAGGAUUAACAUACCGUGGAACAACAAAUCAUACACAAAGUGGACUUUCAUGUUUACCAUGGAAUGUAGAUCUAAUUGUGAAAAAAAUAUAUAAUCAAAUAGUAAAGGUAGAAGAAGAUAUGUUAACCCUAUUUAGAUUCCCUAGACUUGAUUUAAAUGCAUUAAACAACUUAAAAGGAGAAGCUAUUGGAAAUCAUAAUUAUUGUCGAAAUAAUAACAAUGGUGAUGCUCCUAGUUGCUAUAAUAGUAAUGGUAUUUUAGAAGUUUGUAAUAUACCACCAUGUUACGAUUGUAUGUUUGGCCGCGGAGGAGGUUACUAUCCAGAAAAUGUCGAGGCUCCAAUAUAUUAUGGUAAGACAACCAUAACUGCUAGUGAAAUAACUAAUGAUAAAGGAGAGCGAGUUCCUCAAGAGUGUUACAUUGGUGAAUCUGCCUGGUGGUCUCAAAACCGAUGUAGCCUGUAUAGUAACGUAAACGGUCGCCAACAAAAUCACGUGGAACCCAGCUGUUUAAUAGUAAAUGCCAAUAGAAAACUACCUUAUCCAGAAAACCCUUUUUGGGAAGGGUUUAGUUGGGCUAGAUGCAUAACUACACAAUGUGCUGUUAGACAGGUAUGGUUUGCAUUGGUUGAUUUAGAUGGUUUUAUACACCUCGACGAAAACAAUAAAGAUUUUAUUGAGAUACCUUUUGAAAUAGGAAAAAAUAGAGAUAUAUACUUUUAUCAUUUUGGGACAACCUUUUGUUCUUCAUUCACAUUAAUAGGAUAUGGUGCAACUAUUGAGUUUGUACCCCUUAUUAAAAUUGUCUGUAGAAACUCACCGGAAAAAUCGUCCUUACAAAUUAAAAAUCCUAUAAAAGAAUUUAGUGGACGAUAUACUCUUCAAUAUAUAUUCACCGAAGGUAACCCGUUAUUAGAAUUGAUAACAUUCAGUUUAAACUUUGAGUUAGUCGUACAAACAUCCAUUACUAUAGUAUUAAAUGAAAUAUUUUAUUGCCCUGGCUAUUCUACAUUUGUCGAUGCGAAUGUUUUUGGUACAAACAACAUUAAUCCAGACCUAAUUCAAUGGCUAUUCACAAAUGAUAAUAUUACCUGGUACGAUGUUAUUACUAAGCCUGAGAGCUUUUUUGUGUCCGCUACAGGCUUGACAAUAAAAAUAUCAAAAAUAACAAAAGUAACAUCCCUUAAAGUGAAAGCCACAGUUUCAUCUGGUGAUAUUGAAUCUAUCCAAAACAUAAAGUUUCUUAGUAAGUUCACUCAUUUACAUUUAACAACAAAACUGUUUUAUGUUUUUAUUGACGUAAAAAUAUUGUUUUUUUUCCACUUAGAUACGCCAUAUUUGUAUCAAGAUAUUAACACUGUUGAAGGAACAAUCGGAAAAGAUAUUACAUUAAAAGUGAAACAUAGACCAAACUCAGUUAUACGAUGGCUAUUUGGAUACCGAUUACUUGAAAAGAACGAUAUAUAUUCAUUCUCAAAACUCACAAUUGACAGUCAAUUCUCAAUGACAUUAUUAAAAAUUGUUAAUUUAGAUAAAAGCGUUGAAGGAAUUUAUUCGGCUGAAGCUACUGAAAAUAAAUGUUCGUCAUCCGUUAGUUUUUACCUGACUGUAACAAGUUAA